Caenorhabditis sp. 36 PRJEB53466 is the source of this 395-nucleotide messenger RNA. The record is from the annotation of a GenBank genome assembly. Lineage: Eukaryota; Metazoa; Nematoda; Chromadorea; Rhabditida; Rhabditidae.
AUGAACGCCCUCCGUCUUCCGCUUCUUCUUCUGGCUCUCCUCGUCAUUUGUGCCGCUUUCGACAAGUUUUCGGUCAGUAAGGACAAGAAUGUCCGGGCUAAUUUGAAGGUGAGCACUGAAAUUGCGUAGGAAAACUUGUAGACAUUGUCAAUUUCCAGCACCCGAUCUCCCGCCGAGUCUUGCGGUACGAGCGCUCCGUCGCCUAUGAGGACUUCCCGACACCAGGAGAAAUGGCUCCCAAGUACGUGCCGAUUAUGGAUUUUGCCAAAGUUCGACCGUAAGUUCGGAGCACAAAAACUUUCAAGAAACAAGAAAUUUGCAGAGAAAUCCCAUCGAAAACGAAGCACAACUCGGAGUUUGCCGACUCGGAAUACCAACCGGACCUCGACUUUUAG